AUGUCUACAGAGAAAAGUGAACGACAUGAACCCAUUGAGCCUAAUGAACCUAAUGCGCCUGUUGAGCUAAGAAGCAGUAAGAGGGAUAGGAUUGAGAAGUCAUUUGGCCCUGAUUUCAUUGUUUAUCUUAUAGAAAGAACUAGGAAAGCUUAUUGUAAGCAAACAAUGAUUUCUUUGAAUAUGGAUUCUGAUCCAUUAGCCUUUGAGGAGGCUAUGAAGUCUCAAGAUGUUACUUUCUGGAAAGAAGCAAUAAACGAUGAGAUGGAAUCUAUCAUGGGCAGCCAUACCAUAGUUUCAUCUGGUGGGAGCUUUGAGAUGGGAUUUUUCAGCCCGGGCAAUCCCCAGAAUCAAUACUUGGGAAUAUGGUACAAGAAAAUAUCUUCUAGGACUGUUGUAUGGGUUGCCAACAGAGAAAUCCCACUCAUCGAUUCAUCAAGUGUCUUAAAGGUAAUUGACCCUGGAAUUCUGGCCCUUCUCAAUGGUAUCAGCAAUGUCAUUUGGUCUGCCAAUGUGACAAGAUGCACAGUACAGGAUCCUAUUGGUCAACUUUUAGAGUCAGGAAAUCUUGUUGUGAGAGAUGCCAAUGAUGACAACCUAGAGCAUUUUCUGUGGCAAAGUUUUGAUCAUCCAUGUGAUACUCUUUUACCAAGCAUGAAACUUGGAAAAAACUUUGUAAGUGGCUUAGAGCGGCACCUUUUAUCAUGGAAGAGCUCUGAUGAUCCAAGUCAAGGUGAUUUUGCAUUUCGGUGUGAUCCCAAAGGAUAUCUACAACUUAUUCUGAGCAAUGGUUCCAUUCAGCUGUUCCAGACUGGACCAUGGAAUGGUCUUGGAUUCAGUGGGACUCCAAGCCUGAAACCAAAUUCCAUCUACACAUAUGGAUUGGUUUUCACCAAGGAGGAGGCGUAUUUCAGUCAUAAUCUCGUUAGCAGCUCAGUUGUUUCAAGAUGUAACGUUGGAAACUCGCCAAGAUGUGGUUGCUUAAGUAAAUUUGUGCCCCGGAAUCAAACAGAAUGGGGAAAUGGAGAUUAUUCUAAUGGGUGUGUUCGGAGGACACCAUUGGAUUUCCAUAAUGGAGAUGGGUUUCUCAAAUGUUCGCGAUAUAAAAUGCCAGACACACAGAACUCGUGGUUUGACAGGAGCAUGACCCUGAUGGAAUGUGAGACAGUGUGCUUGAAAAACUGCUCUUGUAUGGCUUACACAAAUUUAGACAUGAGAGGAGGUGGAAGUGGCUGCUUGCUUUGGUUUGAUGAAUUGAUUGAUAUGAGAGAGUUCAGUGAAAAUGGGCAAGACAUUUACAUAAGGAUGGCUUCCUUGAGUUAG
Molecule: messenger RNA, 1320 nt
Organism: Camellia sinensis
Lineage: Eukaryota; Viridiplantae; Streptophyta; Magnoliopsida; Ericales; Theaceae
Source: RefSeq, a predicted model, not a curated record